AUGAAGAUAUCAGCUACACUUCCCAUCAUCUUAAUUCCCUUUGCCCUCGCCCAUGCUCACGGCAUAUCACCCGCGCACAACCAUCCAGGAAGAAGAUCCAAUCCACUCAGAAAUGUAAAUUCUAGAUCGGCGCAGCUGUAUGGGAGACAACAUUCCGCAGGUUUGUUGGGUGGUUUGGUGGAUGAUGAUUCGACUUCCAGCAUUUCAUCCCACGCUUCAUCCGCUUCUGCCCGAAGUACCAUUGCGCCCCUCACCACCUCAGCUUCCACAUCGGUAUCAACAGACAACAAUGCAGAUGAAGAUACUACUAUCGAUGUCACUUCCAAAGUGACUACGUCCGUUACCGGCCUGACUACCGCUUCACCUACUGGCUCAUCCUUGAUCUCUUCUGCGAUCAGCGGAUCAAUCUCGGCUUCCUCUUCAAUCAUAUCUUCAGCAAACCUCACUUCUGCUGUCAACUCAACUUCGACCGAAACUUCUACUGCUACCGAAGCCACUUCUUCCUCUGCUGAAAGUUCUUCAGCGUCCGUGCAAUAUACGACCGAUGCAGCGGGUCAGACCCAACUAGUCACCGUAAUCCUCACAGCGCCAGCAGCUACCGCCGCCGAAUCAACUUCAUCCUCUACCUCUUCUGCCAAAUCGAAGAGCGAUGGUGACUCGAUCCCCACUGCUGCUAUAAUCGGUAUCAGCGUUGGUGUCGGAGUCGUCGUUAUUGCCCUGAUUGCAUUUGCAGUAUGGAGGAUGAAGAGGAGGAACGGUGAUGAGGAUGAGGCUAUCCGAUGGCCUGAACUCAAUAGACAUGGUGAUUCAGAUGCACACCAUGCAUUACCAGCUCGUCAAACGGGUCAACAUGGCUUUGAGACCAACCCUCUAUCCAGAUCGUUAUCCAACUCAUCAUCAAUCUUCGCUCCUUCCUCUACUGCUCAACUCAAUACUGGAGGGGCAAAUGCAGGUGGACCUCAACCUAUGGCAUUGAAUGGAAGUUCGUUCGGAGCGUCAAGCUCGUUAGAAGAUGAUUAUAUCAACGAAAAACAGAGUGUUCAUUCUCAUGGACAUGAACAUAGAAGUCAUGAUGAUCAUGAUAAUUACACUUCGCUGCCACCUCCUGUCCAACCUCAUCUGUACGGUGGACAUGGACAAAUGGAAGAUGAAGAUCCUUAUGGAGGGAUGACUAUCACGAACGAUCAACAUGUCACGUUACCUAAUCCCCAUGAUGGAUAUCAAGGACAAGGUCAAGGAAGACCGGGAUUUAGAUUGGAUUAA
This is a messenger RNA of Kwoniella mangroviensis CBS 8507, 1263 nucleotides long. RefSeq lists its product as uncharacterized. The transcript is spliced from 5 exons. The record is from RefSeq and is a predicted model, not a curated record. The coding region runs from base 1 to 1263 and encodes 420 amino acids. NCBI's taxonomy places the organism in Eukaryota, Fungi, Basidiomycota, Tremellomycetes, Tremellales, Cryptococcaceae.